Molecule: messenger RNA, 588 nt
Organism: Lactuca sativa (garden lettuce)
Lineage: Eukaryota; Viridiplantae; Streptophyta; Magnoliopsida; Asterales; Asteraceae
Source: RefSeq, a predicted model, not a curated record
AUGAAGGACUCCGAUAUCGCUGCUUAUACUACCAGAUUCAGUGACUUGGCUCUUCUAUGUCCCGGGAUGGUCACCCCGCAGAGUAAGAAGGUGGAAAGGCUAUAUAUGGGGUUUAGUUGGGCGAUACUCUUCUACAUGAUGGCAGAUGUUAUGGGCUUAGGACAUGGAGGUGACGGAGCCGGGGAUCCACCACCACCCGGAGGCUUUGGUCGUGGUCAACACGAACAGGAUGCCGAGCUCCCUAAGAAAAGAAGAGGCCUAGCAAAAAACAUUCAACUAUCAAAGAUAAUACGGGCAAACAAGGGAAAGCCUGUAGAUUUGGAUUUCGAUAGGGAGCUGACAUAUUCCCCUGUCGGGAACCAUGGUAAUUGGUUUACCCGUGAGAUUGGGAAGUAUAUAUGGAUGAACAUCCCUUUGAACGUAUCUGGUUGGGACAAUGUUUCCCCCGCUUUAAGGAAUGCCACAGUGGUUCAUUUAAAGAAUAAGUUUGAUUUAGAUAAGGUUAACUUGGAUCCCGAGCGUGCUCAGUUGUUGUAGAGCAUUGAUGCGACUUUGCAAAGAAUUUAUAGAGGCCGGAAAAAUAAAGCG